ACCUUACAUCCAACCUCUCCCCUCCCCUCCCCUCCCCUCCCCUCUCGGAGAGGUGGGGAAGAGGAGAGGAGAGAGUGCGUGAAGGUAUCUACCUGUCAGAAUUCUAUUAGCGUCGUCUCUCUCCUCCUCUCUCCCCCUUUCUAUUUUUGUAUUGGAUAAAUAGGUGAGGGAGGAAGGGGGGGAGAUGUUGAAAGAUAGCAUCCGUCCUCACCAAAGAGAGGUGAGGAGCAGCUCCAUUUCGGCUUCUUGUCGUCGGGUAGAAGAAGGUAUAGUGGUGGAUCAUGGGGAGGGGGAAGAUCGUGAUCCGCAGGAUCGACAACACCACCAGCCGGCAGGUGACCUUCUCGAAGCGGCGGAACGGGCUGCUGAAGAAGGCCAAGGAGCUCGCCAUCCUUUGUGACGCUGAGGUCGGCCUGGUCAUCUUCUCCAGCACCGGCCGCCUGUACGAGUUCUCCAGCUCCAGCAUGAAGUCUGUCAUAGAACGAUAUACCAAAGCUAAAGAGGAGCAACAGCAAAUUGUUUCUGCAACUUCGGAACUUAAGUUCUGGCAAAGGGAGGCAGCGAGCUUGAGGCAGCAACUGCAUAACUUGCAAGAAAAUCAUAGGCAGUUGAUGGGAGAAGAGCUUUCUGGCCUAAAUGUCAAAGAUCUACAGAAUCUAGAGAACCAACUAGAAAUGAGCCUGCGUAAUGUCAGAAUGAAGAAGGACCAACUUUUAAUAGAAGAAAUUCAAGAACUGGAUCAAAAGGGAAGGUUUAUACACCAAGAGAAUAUGGAACUGCACAAGAAGGUAAACCUUGUUCGUCAAGAAAACAUGGAAUUGCACAAGAAGGUUUAUGAAACAAGGGGAACAACUGGUAGUGAUGGAGGUUCAAUUAUUCCAUAUGGUUUUAGUUUUACGGAUGAAGCACAUGUGCCCAUUCAUCUAGAGUUAAGCCAGCCACAACAGCAAGCAGAUGGAACCCAGACCCAACCUCCAAAUCUAGGACUUCAACUUCAGCUGACACGUGGAGAGUGACUCUUCAUGAUCUUCCAUCUAUUAUCUCACUGCUACAGUAUCCCAAGGCUAGGAAUCUUUAAUUACGUAAAAGUGCAGCAGUGACUC
Musa acuminata subsp. malaccensis (wild Malaysian banana) is the source of this 1103-nucleotide messenger RNA. Its product is annotated as MADS-box transcription factor 23. Gene Ontology annotation, biological process: positive regulation of transcription by RNA polymerase II. Gene Ontology annotation, cellular component: nucleus. Gene Ontology annotation, molecular function: RNA polymerase II cis-regulatory region sequence-specific DNA binding; protein dimerization activity; DNA-binding transcription factor activity, RNA polymerase II-specific. The record is from RefSeq and is a predicted model, not a curated record. Lineage: Eukaryota; Viridiplantae; Streptophyta; Magnoliopsida; Zingiberales; Musaceae.